Xylona heveae TC161 is the source of this 1050-nucleotide messenger RNA. Its product is annotated as cyclin-like protein. Gene Ontology annotation, biological process: transcription preinitiation complex assembly; transcription initiation at RNA polymerase II promoter. Gene Ontology annotation, molecular function: TBP-class protein binding; RNA polymerase II general transcription initiation factor activity. The transcript is spliced from 2 exons. Bases 1 to 1050 code for a protein of 349 amino acids. The record is from RefSeq and is a predicted model, not a curated record. Gene Ontology annotation, cellular component: nucleus; transcription preinitiation complex. NCBI's taxonomy places the organism in Eukaryota, Fungi, Ascomycota, Xylonomycetes, Xylonales, Xylonaceae.
AUGGCUCCAGGGCCGAUGCAUGAUGAGGAGCCGUAUCGGGAAAACCUCAACAUGCAACUCAUAUGCCGUGAUUGCAAAGAGUUCCCUCCCAAUUUGAUCGAAGAGUUCUCCUCAGGAGACAUGGUUUGUGGAUCUUGCGGUCUGGUUCUCGGUGACCGGAUUGUGGAUACUCGCUCGGAAUGGCGUACCUUUUCCAAUGACGACCAGGGAAAUGACGAUCCCUCUCGUGUUGGUGACGGGGCUAAUCCGCUUCUUAACGGCGCGCAACUUCAAACUUCCAUCUCCUUUGGAGAUGGCGGACGGUCCAGCCGAGAUUUGAAUCGUGCUCAGAACAAGGCGACUCAUGACAAGGCUACUAAGGGUCUUCUGCAAGCAUACAAGGAGAUUGGUGCCUAUUGCGAUGCAAUCAAUAUUUCCAAGAAUGUAUCGGAUACGGCAAAGCACUUGUUCAAGAUUGUAGACGACGCCAAAGCGUUCAAGGGCAAAUCGAACGAGGCCGUCAUCGCCGGGUGCAUCUUCAUCGCUUGCCGCCAGUGCAAGGUGCCACGAACUUUCCGUGAAAUCUACGCGCUUACCAAAGUUUCAAAGAAGGAGAUUGGAAGGAUUUUCAAGUCUCUGGAGAAGUUCUUUGCCGCACAGAACAAGGAGAGGAUGGAGGCGGUGGCGCACUCGGGAGGAAUUGUCAAUCCCCACGAUUCCUACACGACCACCACCUCUACCAAUGCGCGUGAUCUUUGCAUUCGGUACUGCAGUCGGCUGGCGCUUUCGCCCAACUGCACCAUGGUAUCCCAAGAGCUGGCAGAUAAGAUGUCCUCUGUCGGAGCUUUGGCCGGCCGUUCACCCCUAUCGGCAGCGGCUGCAUGCAUCUACAUGGCUUCUUAUCUGAUGAAGCAAGGCAAGACGGCCAAGGAGAUUUCAGCCGUAGCGGGUGUCAGCGACGGCACCAUCCGUACCGCCUACAAGCACCUCUAUGCCGAACGGGAGAAGCUCAUUGAUCCCAACUGGAUCAAGGACGGCAAGGGCGACAUGAAGAACUUGCCUCCCAGUUAA